UUGAUUUUUACGUCACCCUUCAUUCAAGUCGCUACCACGGCGGCGCUACAUUUAAACCUUAAGUACAAAAUAAUCCGGUAGUUAAAAAUUUGCUGUUAAAGUGUCAAUAGAAUGUGACCACGUUGCUGUAUUUAAAACAAAUCUUUUUAAGCCAUAGGAAAACCGUGCGCGCAUAUAGAAUAUUUUUUUCUAAUACGUGAAAAGGAUAAAAUAAGCUAUGGCUGCCCCUAUCAAUUUGGACAAGCCUAGAUGGGAUCAAAGUACGUACACGGGACGUGCCAAGCAUUUCCUUUUGAUGACAAACCCUCUGAACUUCUUCGCUUCUGAGAGGAGCCUUGACGAAGCCAAGAGGGUCGUUGAUGAAUAUAGGAAAACAAAACAAAUGCCCGCGGGUUACGAUGAGGAGAAGCUAUGGGCAGCGAAGUACCUUUACGACAGCGCUUUCCACCCCGACACGGGGGAAAAAAUGACGAGGAUUGGGCGUAUGUCCGCCCAGGCACCCAUGAAUACCCUGAUCACGGGAUGCAUGAUAACGUUUUAUAAGACAAAGCCUGCAAUCGUUUUCUGGCAAUGGUUCAAUCAAACGUUUAACGCUAUAGUUAACUACACUAAUCGAUCAGGAGACGCGAAAAUCACGACUAAGCAGCUAUUGGCAUCAUACUGUUGUGCGUGCGGUGGUGCUUUAGGUACUGCCCUGUACCUUAACAGCAAGGUUAAGAAUAUGAAGCCUAUAUUCGCACGGUUGGUGCCUUUCGCUGCUGUGUGCGGCGCUAACUUUAUCAACAUCCCCAUGAUGAGGAGCAAUGAGGUUAUAAACGGUACGCCAGUAUUCACCCCUCAAGGUGACAGGAUCGGGGACUCUAGGAUCGCUGCUCGAACUGGAAUCUUCCUCGUCUGUAUAUCCAGGGUCGGAAUGGCACUUCCCGGAAUGACUAUAACUCCAAUGAUAACUGACUAUGGUACGAGGCGGGGUUGGUUCAAGAGGUAUCCGAUGUCAGUGAUGCCGUUCCAACUGCUCCUGGUGGGUCUGUCCCUGACCGUGUGCACUCCGCUGUGCUGCGCUCUGUUCGAACAACAAGCCAGUCUCCCAGUCGACAAGCUGGAUCCUGAUCUGCAGGAAGUCGUGAAGGAUAAAUUCCCCAAGGAGACCCAUGUGUACUACAACAAAGGCCUGUAAGCUGUCAUCAAACCUAACCUACCUUGUUUAGAUGUUAAUGACGCAGCGAGUUUAGAGAACACUGCCCGUUUUCCUAUAUUUCUACCAUUCAACCUUAAUACGAUGUGCUCUUCAAGGACUGUUACUGUUGUAAGAGCGAGAUGCCACUACCUGCUGUGUAAUGCGCGUCUCGCUUCCACAAUAGUCAUGAUUUAAGAGCACAUGGUAUAUAGGCAUAAAACAUACCUACGAAAGUGACCCGUGACGAAUGGAGGCAGGAACGGGGUGAAGAUGUUAAGUGUCACAUUAAACCUACGAGUCAUGGUUAAUUUGAGUUGGCAUGUGCUGACUGCACAUAUGUUCACUUUGUAACAUGGUAGGCGUGUCGCCCACUUGUAAGUUGAGGCAUGGUCAAGAAAGAAUGUUCGUGAACAUCUGCCGCGACUUCGUCUCAACUCUGUUUUGCCUGUGACGUGACUCUAGUGUGUCUGCACUGUCUUUUAAUCCUGAAGCAACUGUAGAAGCGAUGCGCCGCUGCGCCCUCGUCUUGUGGGCGACGCGCCUUAUCCAACACAAUCUUUGUCAAUGAUAGAUAUAGUCAAUUAUGCUGAUUGUAGAAGAAAGUUAUCGUAUACAAUGUGUAAUCUGAUUGACAUGUAUUAAAACGUUGUGUUUUUUUUGUUAGAACUGCAUUGGACGUCUAUACAAACGUCAAACUGUCUGUGCCACGAUGUCCUUAUUAUUCCUUGAUUCCGAUGCGCGUUUUUAAUGGAUGCUAAUUAUUUAUAAAACCCCAAACCGUAUGAAGUAGUUUACAUUGUAAUUUAGUUUAGAAAUCGUUGCUGCAUUAAAUCGAUCGUUUCACUGAUACCCACAUUAUGCGGUCGAGGCCAAAAUAACUCUGUUAUCAUAUUCAUGUAACGAAUUCCAUUCACAGUUUUUAUUUUUCAUAGUUAUAUUCUAAAAUGUUAAUGUAGGUAAUGUUCUGUAGAAAGUUUCGGGUGUCAAUGUGGAAAUAAUUGAUGUGAAGGAGCAGAGCGCCUACCACUGCCUCUUAAAGUAAUAUUUUUUCUGGUGGGGAAGGGAGAUGGCGCUCUACGCCAUGUAUUGCGCUGUCCCCCUUCCACAGCCUUAAUUAUAUUACUUUAAGACGUGGCAGUAGAACCCAGGGACCCAAUUCUGCUAUUAAUGUAAAUAACAGAAUCGGGGCCCAGGACCAAGAACGCUAACGCUGACGGAUCGAUCAAUGUAUUGAACUAACAAUUCAAAGUCAAUUCACUUGUGGAAAAAGAAUUUGAAUUUUCUAUUUAUGACUACGCUGAUAUGAACUAAAAUAGCUUAGGCCCCAGAUGUGAAUGCGUUAUGCUUUAAACAUUAAAAAUACAGACUUUUAUAAACAUUCCUAAGUUUGCUUUUUUAUAUUUGUUAAGCUCAAUAUAUUUGGUUGUGCGCCCCGUAGAUCUUUAGUAAGGGGUAUUUAUGAGAAUUAUUUUAGCAAUAAUAUAAUGUGCAAUAACAUUCCAAAGAUUAUUUAGUAACUUAAUUGAUGUAUUGUACUAGAUAUAAAUAAUAUUCUGACAAUAAUUCAUUGUAAGACUUGAUCUUGUUAGUCAAUGGAUAUGCGCAUGUAAUGCCGCUAACAUGAGAUGAAUUGAAUCAAAGAUGUAUCAAAUAAAUAUGAAUGUUUAUU
Molecule: messenger RNA, 2846 nt
Organism: Trichoplusia ni (cabbage looper)
Lineage: Eukaryota; Metazoa; Arthropoda; Insecta; Lepidoptera; Noctuidae
Gene: Sfxn1-3
Product: sideroflexin-1
Exons: 9
Coding region: 218-1177 (319 amino acids)
Biological process (GO): monoatomic ion transport; serine import into mitochondrion
Cellular component (GO): mitochondrial inner membrane
Molecular function (GO): monoatomic ion transmembrane transporter activity
Source: RefSeq, a predicted model, not a curated record